This is a messenger RNA of Amorphotheca resinae ATCC 22711, 1261 nucleotides long. RefSeq lists its product as hypothetical. Lineage: Eukaryota; Fungi; Ascomycota; Leotiomycetes; Helotiales; Amorphothecaceae. Gene Ontology annotation, biological process: transcription by RNA polymerase II. The coding region runs from base 61 to 1002 and encodes 313 amino acids. Gene Ontology annotation, molecular function: transcription coregulator activity; protein heterodimerization activity. Gene Ontology annotation, cellular component: SAGA complex. The record is from RefSeq and is a predicted model, not a curated record. The transcript is spliced from 4 exons.
CUAUCAGUUAGCUUUCUACCCCGGAAAUCUAAGGAUAGCAAGAGAAACAACAUUGGCAAUAUGACGGACAAAACGGCGAAGUAUCGGACGGAGAUCCAGCAGAUGAUGUAUGUCUCUGGGGAGACCGCUGAAGCCUCGGCCGAGACCACGGGCAUGAUUGAGGAGAUCGUACGUCAACAAGUCAUUGAAAUGCUCCGACAAUGCACCGAGCAAGCUUCUCGCCGUGGUAGCAGGUCAAUUUCUACCGAUGACUUGAUCUUCCUCAUCCGUCACGACCAGGCUAAGGUGUCUCGUCUACGUACCUUUCUCUCCUGGAAGGAUGUCCGGAAGAACGUUAAAGAUUCCGAUGACAAAGGUGGCGAUGCCGACCUGGGAACUGGUGAUGAACCUGGUGGAGCAGCAGCAGGUCCCGUCGUAGAUACCGCCAAGAAGAACAAGAAGGCCAAGGUUGGUCUGCCUUGGGAAGUGCCAUCACUUUACAACCAAGAAGUUCCCGAGAGAGAAGAUGAAGAGGAUGAGGAUGAGGAGGAGAUGAAUUAUGCAACUCUACAACGUCUUAAGAAAGCCGACGAGCGCACAAAGGCCAUGACGAAGGAGGAGUACGUCACGUGGUCAGAAUACCGACAAGCUUCCUUCACAUUCCGCAAGGGCAAGCGGUUCAAGGAGUGGGCAGGCUUUGGCGUUGUCACAGAUUCGAAACCCAAUGAUGACAUAGUCGACAUCCUGGGAUUCUUGACUUUUGAAAUCGUCCAGACCCUCACCGAGGAGGCGCUUAAGAUUAAGGAGCAGGAAGACUUGGGCAAGGCGAACUCGGGUGGAGAGCAGCAAGGGAAGAAACGUAAGCUUCAAGGCCUGUUUGAUCCGCCAUCCGAAGGACGAACUCCUGUUGAAAGCCGACACAUCCAAGAGGCUUUCCGAAGGCUGCAGUCGCGUCCGAAUAAGCAACGUGCUAUGCGCAAUUUCACAAGAGGUCUAAAUAGAACACCCUUGAAGCUGUUCUAAUUUCCUGGUGGCUUUGCAUGGGUUAACGUUUGGCGUUACGGAGGAGGGACGUAUAGGUGUUAUUGUGUGGAUUGGCGUCACGAUACCAGGUUAUAAUUGUAUUUUGUUAAGUAAAAAUUUUGGUUUCGAUUCAAAGGAUGUUGGCGUCAACGCUGAUACUUAUCUGAGACAGCUUGUUCAUAGUGUUAGGAACUACUCACUACGUAGGAAGGCUCAAUCUUCUGCCAUCUCCAUACUUAUGAUAUCUGGUACUGUGGCC